Molecule: messenger RNA, 2040 nt
Organism: Myotis myotis
Lineage: Eukaryota; Metazoa; Chordata; Mammalia; Chiroptera; Vespertilionidae
Product: TBC1 domain family member 25-like
Biological process (GO): activation of GTPase activity; regulation of autophagosome maturation
Cellular component (GO): autophagosome
Molecular function (GO): GTPase activator activity
Source: RefSeq, a predicted model, not a curated record
AUGGCUUCGGCCUGUGGGUCCUCAGCCUUGGCCGGCUCCGGAGCAUCCCCGCCUGGCCCGGGAGUCCAAGCGGCCGGGGCCGAGGAGGAGGAGGAGGAGGAGCAGGAGGUGGUACGAGUCCGAGUCCAGAAAUGUGCGGGCUUCUUGCCACCCGAGCGCCGCUCUUUCGCGGUUGACCCCCAGAUCACCCCCCUCGAGGUGCUGCAGCACAUCCUCGCCCGAGCGUUUGACCUGAGCGGGAAGCACUUUGACCUCCGCUACCGGGGCCGGGAUGGGCUGGGGCAGGAGGUCUACCUCCCGCUCCGGUCGGACCGGGACCUCAGCACGGCCUUCGCCGCGGCCUCCAAACCUUUCCUGCAGCUGCGGCUGGACCUGUGGCCGGCGGAGGCCCGCCCGCUGCUGGAAGACGGGGACCUCUUCGGCCCCCAGGAGGCCGCCGGCCCCGACGUGCCGCUGCCGGAGCAACGGGCGCCCCCGGCGGCGGCUGCCCUGCCCUUCACGCAGGGCCUCCUCGCCCAGGUGGGCCGCACCUGGUCCAGGGUCCAGCAGGUGCUGAGCUGGUCCCCCGGGAAGGAGGCCAAGCCCUUCUGCCCCCCGCUGAGCGAGGCCGAGUUCCACGCGUACCUGCACCCCGACGGCCGGCUCUCGCGCCCGGCGCAGCUGCGCCUGCGCAUCUACCAGGGCGGGGUGGCGCCCUCCCUGCGCGGGGUGGUGUGGCAGCACCUGCUGAACGUGCUGCCGGCCCGCCUGACCGCCCGCCAGCGGGCCGCCUACGUGAGCAGCAAGAGCCGGGAGUACGAGCGGCUCAAGAGCGAGUGGGCGCAGCGCGCCAGCCCCGAGGACCUGGAGCGCAUCCGCGGCGCCGUCCUCCGGGACGUGCGGCGCACCGACCGGGCGCACCCCUACUACGCGGGGCCCGAGGACGGCCCGCACCUGCGAGCCCUGCACGACCUGCUCACCACCUACGCCGUCACCCACCCGCAGGUGUCCUACCGCCAGGGCAUGAGCGACCUGGCCUCGCCCCUCCUGGCGGCGCUGGACCACGAAGGCCAGGCCUUCCUCUGCUUCUGCGCCAUCAUGCGGCGCCUGGCCCCCAACUUCCACCCGGACGGACGGCUGGCCAUGGCCGUCAAGUUCGCCCACCUCCAGCUGCUGCUGCGGCACGUGGACCCCGACUUCUACCGGUACCUGCGGGAGGCGGGGGCCCACAACCUCCUCUUCUGCUACCGCUGGCUGCUGCUCGAGCUCAAGCGGGAGUUCGCCUUUGAGGAUGCCCUGCGCAUGCUCGAGGUCACCUGGAGCUCGCUGCCUCCAGAUCCUCCCGAACGGGAGGUCGAACUCGUCGGGUCCCCCAGCCACGGGGCCGACACUGGCUCCAGGAGCUGCGGGGAGCAGCCCCUGCGACAGGGGCACAGGCCCAGGCCUGCCGGUGGGAGAGGCGGUGCUUUUGAAGAGGCUGUUGACCCCUUGGCCCUGACCAGCCAGGAGCCUGGUGGUGGGGGGCAGCUCCCGGGACCAGCCAGUCUGGAUGACCUCCAGCAACUCAGGGACAGCAGCCGCCCCAGGAGGGACCCUCUCGCCCAGCUUUUCCAUCCCACUGUCCUCAUCAGCUCCAAGUCCCUCUCCAAGCCCUUGCUGAACUCCUCAGACGCACUCCUCUGCUCCCCUUCCCUCCCUGGCUCCCCAUCCUCCUCGUCUCAGCGGUCCUCCCUGGAGGCCUCUCCUGCUGGUGCCGUGGCUGCAGGAUCCCUUUUGAUGCCAGAAGUGGGCUCCCCACAAGACCCUGGGAAGUCCCUGCCACCACCCCAGGAGCUUGGCCAGGGGAACCCGUUCAUGCUCUUUCUCUGCCUCGCCAUCCUGUUAGAGCACCGGGGUCAAAUCAUGAGGAACGGGCUGGAUUACCACGAGGUGGCCAUGCACUUUGACCGCCUUGUGGGGAAGCACCCGCUGGGGCGUGUCCUACACCGGGCCAAGGCCCUCUUUGCUGAUUACCUGCAGUCCUACCUGUGAGACUCAGCUGAGCUCACAGCCUCAUCUUGA